CGGCCAGAGAGCCCGAAAAGGUAACAUCGUGGGAGCGCCGUCGUUGGCGGGCGGGGAUGUGUAUCACAUGGCGAGGCGACGCUGACAACACUCGCUCGCUCACUUCCCUCGGGGAAGCCCAGCGCGGUCUUGCUCUCAACCGUUAUCUCAACCCCUCCCCCGCGCCCAAGGUUUUUGCUGUUUCACCAGAUCGGACGUAAGUCCACGAAACAUACGUGCUUAAGACCUACAGUGAAGAAGUGACCAUGAAACUGUGGGAGGACUUGUUGCUGUGACUGACUUGGCUGGCGAGAGUCACCCCGCCGCGACAGGUGGCCGGCCGGUGCCAGGUGAGCCACAGCCACCAUGAGCACCAAGGACUCCCACGUGAAGCGGCCCAUGAACGCCUUCAUGGUGUGGUCCCGCGGCCAGCGACGGAAGAUGGCUCAGGACAACCCCAAGAUGCACAACUCUGAGAUCUCCAAGAGAUUAGGUGCGGAGUGGAAGCUGCUGACUGACGUGGAGAAGAGACCGUUCAUUGAUGAGGCCAAGAGGCUGAGGGCCCUGCACAUGAAGGAACACCCGGACUACAAGUACCGGCCGCGGCGCAAGGCCAAGAGCAUGGCCAAGAAGGACAACAGAUAUCCCUUCCAGCUGCCAAUGUUCCAGCCAAUGAUUGAAGGCCUCCGUCCCUUCUACCCGCCGCCGCACCUUCUGGGAGCUCCGGGGAUCCCCGGCGGCCUGGAAAAGCCGCCCGGUGAACUACCUCGAACACUACUGCCUCCGCCCCCACUCUUCCCUCCGCACAUCUCAGGCCUCCCUUACCCCCAUGUGGACCCGGCGCUCCUCUCGAGGCUGCACUCCGACUCCCUGGCACUGUCAAAGCUGUCAACCACCGAGUCUCUUGCGUUCUCAAAAAUGUCCUCCGUCGAGUCGUCCUUUCUGGCUAGACUUGCUCCGCAUGAAGUCUUUUCCCUGCCAAGAUUUCCUUCGCCGCCCUUACAGUCCCCCCUCCCGCCCCUGUCCUCGCCACACCUCCCCUCGUCGUCCAGUCUGCCCACCAGCAGCGUGGCAUCCAGCUCAUCCGUCUUGUCCUCCCAGUUGCACCACCCCGCCUCGCCCAGCCUGUCAGCCUACAGCCUGCCCUCCCCCAUCCCCAAGUAUCCGCCGGAGGUCACCGCCAGCAGUGUUUUGUCAAGAUUUCCUCUCGACAGCCCUUACUUCAGCCUCCCUCGCGACGUGGAGCACCUUCGUCUUCAACAGCUCCAGAUCGAGAGAGAAAGAAGGAUCAGGGAGGAGUUUGCAGCGUCCCCGCCGCCCUCGAGGAGCAGAUCGUCCUCGCCGUCCAGCCCAAAGAUAGACGUUGGCAACCGCUCCAGAGAGUCUAGUCCCCCACGGAGCCCGGCCGGCACCGACCCGCCGCACGAGGAUGGGGCGCUGCGGAGAUUUUCUGACGAGAGCAGAGAAGACGCGGAAGUGUCCAACAGCGACGACUCGAGAGCCUUUGUGAGGUACGGAGAACGCAAAGGCUCGCCCGAACCCAAGAGUCCGGCGCCGUCCCCCUCCGAGCCGCUGCGCUUCCCUCACCCUUUCUCACCCUCUGCCCUGGCCACCAGCUUUUACUCCGCUGCCCCCCACCACUCCGUCCUCUCCACCUCCUCCCCCUCCAUGUCCGCUGCAGAGGUUGCCAGAAAUUACUUCAGCAGCUGCGUGUACCCGCCGGGGGGAGGCGUCGCGGGAGGUCCCCCAGACCCUCGCACGGCUCUCUCCUACUUCCUCGUGCGUCCUGAGGCUAAGUACCCGCCCACGCCCGCCCUCCUGCCCCUGGCGCCGGCCAUCACCUCGUCCUCGCCACCCUCGGUCGUCCAGUGAGGAGGAGGGGAAGGGAGCGAAGAGGCCGGAGCUGUGGCUGAGUCAUGUACCGCUACCGAAGUCGAGGAGGAG
This is a messenger RNA of Eriocheir sinensis (Chinese mitten crab), 1923 nucleotides long. Its product is annotated as proline-rich protein 36-like. The record is from RefSeq and is a predicted model, not a curated record. Lineage: Eukaryota; Metazoa; Arthropoda; Malacostraca; Decapoda; Varunidae. Bases 346 to 1851 code for a protein of 501 amino acids. Gene Ontology annotation, biological process: cell differentiation; regulation of DNA-templated transcription; anatomical structure morphogenesis. Gene Ontology annotation, molecular function: RNA polymerase II cis-regulatory region sequence-specific DNA binding; DNA-binding transcription factor activity, RNA polymerase II-specific. The transcript has 5 exons.